AUGAAGUUCACCGCCGUUCUCGCCGCGACCGUCGCCGCUCUUGUUGGCUCCGUCAACGCCACGACCUGCACGACGACCCAGCAGACCGCCGCCUACGUCGCUCUCGUGAGCAUCCUGUCCAAGUCGUCCUUCACGCAGUGCUCCAAGGACUCGGGCUACUCCAUGCUGACGGCCACCUCGCUGCCCACCACCGCUCAGUACAAACUCAUGUGCGCGUCCACCGCGUGCGAGAGCAUGAUCGAGACCAUCAUCUCGCUCAACCCGCCCAACUGCGAGCUGACGGUGCCGACGAGCGGCCUGGUGCUCAACGUGUACGAGUACGCCAACGGCUUCUCUUCGACCUGCGCGUCGCUGACGGCGACCACUGCUCCCCCGACCACGGCCCCCGCAGCUACGGACGGCUCGGCCUCGAACUCGACCGUCGUGGGCGCUUAA
Molecule: messenger RNA, 435 nt
Organism: Phytophthora sojae
Lineage: Eukaryota; Oomycota; Peronosporomycetes; Peronosporales; Peronosporaceae
Gene: SOJ1D
Product: elicitin
Exons: 1
Coding region: 1-435 (144 amino acids)
Cellular component (GO): extracellular region
Source: RefSeq, a predicted model, not a curated record